This is a messenger RNA of Striga hermonthica, 447 nucleotides long. The record is from the annotation of a GenBank genome assembly. NCBI's taxonomy places the organism in Eukaryota, Viridiplantae, Streptophyta, Magnoliopsida, Lamiales, Orobanchaceae.
AUGGAGAAGGUGCUACAGAGGUUUCGGAUGAAUGAAGCAAAACCGGUGAGCACUUCAUUAGCAUACCACUUCAACCUUUCUGUUGAUCAGUGCCCCAAGUCGGACAAGGAGACUCACGAUAUGGUGGAGAUACCUUAUGCCAGUGCUGUUGGAUGUCUGAUGUAUGCCAUGCCACAACAAUCCAUUUUCACCCUCAAGUCUCAACCCUACUCCGCCGCUCUGAACUCCCCGUUCCGCCGCUCGCCGUUGGUUGCUUACCCUCCGGCACUCUCAACCCUGCUCUCACCCACCGCAAUACCAAGUUCUCAACACCGCCCUCACCCUCCGGAGUUCUCGACCCCACUCUCACCCUCCGGCGAUCUCAACCUCGCUCUCAGUCUCACACUCUCGAUUUUUUUUUCUUUUCUCAUUUCGAUCCACCCUAUCUUUCUUCAGUUUUUUUGUUGA